Oncorhynchus tshawytscha (Chinook salmon) is the source of this 4027-nucleotide messenger RNA. RefSeq names its product phosphatidylinositol 4,5-bisphosphate 3-kinase catalytic subunit gamma isoform. Gene Ontology annotation, molecular function: 1-phosphatidylinositol-3-kinase activity; 1-phosphatidylinositol-4-phosphate 3-kinase activity. NCBI's taxonomy places the organism in Eukaryota, Metazoa, Chordata, Actinopteri, Salmoniformes, Salmonidae. Gene Ontology annotation, cellular component: phosphatidylinositol 3-kinase complex, class IB; cytoplasm; plasma membrane. The transcript has 16 exons. The coding region runs from base 196 to 3579 and encodes 1127 amino acids. Gene Ontology annotation, biological process: phosphatidylinositol-3-phosphate biosynthetic process; phosphatidylinositol-mediated signaling; cell migration. The record is from RefSeq and is a predicted model, not a curated record.
CAUGGGACUCGGCUUCACACAUCACGGGGAGGGGUGAAUGGAAUAGCAGACAGAAAGUUUUAGUACCACGGACUUAACAUGAACUAAGGAGAAACUGGGACCAUUGUACAAAUAUUUACAAAUGCCUAGUGACCCACCGUGUCAUAUUUCUGCUGGCGUGAGUGUGUUUAGGCCUACCGAGCGAUAACUCGUGUUAUGGAACAGCAAGUGAGCGAUGAAGAAGAACCUCAACCUGUAGUCCUUAGAGAAGAGAACCGGAGGAGGAGAAGAAAGAUGAAAGCCUUCACCUCCACCUUCUCCGUGGCCAUGGAUCAGAUAGCCAUCGAGUUCGUCCUCCCCACCACCACUAAGAGUAGCCGCAGCCCGGACACCUUGCUCUUGGAGGUGGCUGGGAACUGGACGGUGGAGCAGGUGAAAGCCCAGGUGUGGCUGAGGGUAGUAGCCACCAACCUGUGCCCCGAGUUCUAUCAGAAGUACUCCCCUGACCACUGCAUCCUGCUCUACCAGAAGAAGGGCAACUGGUGUGAGAUCUACGAUAAGCACCAGGUGUUUCAGACCCUGGACUGCAUCCGCUACUGGAAAGCUCUAAAGAAAGAUGUGGGGAAGAUCCACCUGACGUGCCGGCCUCAGCCCUCUGAGGAGUCCACACAGUACCAGAGGUACCUCAACUACCUGAUUGGCUACGACGUCACCGAUGUCAGCAACGUGCACGAUGACGAGCUGGAGUUUACCAGGAGGAAGCUCCUCACACCCCGCAAGAUAGAGCUGGCCGACCGGGACCCCAAACUCUACUCAAUGGACCCUUGGAUCACAUCCAAGCACCUCCCAGAGUACCUGCUCACCAAGGUGACCAACAGCCACAUCCUGCUGGUCAUUCACAGGAACAAGGCCAGCCAGACCAUCAAGGUGUCCAUCGACGAUACGCCCGUCCAGGCGCUCCAGACCUUCUUUACGAAGAUCUCCAAUAAGAGGGCCCUGCUGGGAGUUCCUGAGGAUGUGUGUGAGGCAGACUAUGUCCUGAGGGUGUGUGGCAGGGAAGAGUAUAUCUAUGGGAACCACCCGGUCAGGGACUUCCACUGGGUCCGACAGUGUCUGAAGAACGGGGAGGAGAUCCAUCUGGUCCUGGAGUCGGCUCCUAAUCCAGGUCAAGACCUGGUCCAGAAAGAGGACUGGGCACAGGUGGAUGACUGUACUGGAGUGGCAGGCACCCAUGAGCAGCUAACGAUCGACGAGAAAGACCACGAGCGGGUCUUCACGAUCUCUUUGUGGGACUGUCACAGGAAGUUCAGGUUUAAAGUCCUGGGCAUAGACAUCCCGGCCCUGCCGAGGAACCCUGAGCUGAUCGUGUAUGUGGAGGCCAGUAUCUUCCAUGGCCAGCAGCUCCUGGCUCAGGAGAGGACCUCCUCCAAGGCUUUCACUGAGGAGGUGCUGUGGAACACCUGGCUGGAGUUUAAUAUACGCAUCAGAGACCUGCCCAAGGGGGCUCGCCUCAGCCUACAGGUGUCCUGUGGGAAGGCCCAGACCCAGAUCUCUAAGGGCACCUCCUCGUACCAGGACAACGGAGGAUCCCCAGUUGGAGGUGGCAGCGGAAACCAUGAUUGUAAUAAGACUAAGAGUCGUCUGCUGUACUACGUCAACCUGCUGCUGGUGGACCACCGCUCGCUGCUGCGCCAGGGAGAGUUCAUCCUCCACAUGUGGAAGAUGCCUGAGAAGACCGAGGACAACAGCAGCGUCAAUGCAGACAAGCUGACCUCAGCCACCAACCCAGACAAGGCCUCCUCCAUGGCCGUAGCCAUCCUGCUGGACAAGUACUGCUACCCAGUGGCCCUGCCCAAGAGCAGGGAGGGCAAGGAGGCUGGGGGGGAGGGUCGGGAGGCCGAGGGAGGGGAGAGGGGGCAAAGGGAGAUGCCUAACCACCUGAGGAAGCAGUUUGAGGCAAUUGUUGAGACCGAUCCACUGCACCCUCUCAGCCAAGAAGACAAAGAGCUGCUGUGGCACUUCAGAGAGGAGUGUAUGCGUCACCCCAGGGCAUACCCCAAGCUGCUGGGCUCUGUGCGGUGGGGUAGACAGGAGGCUGUCCUGGCCACCCAUAGGCUGUUGGAGAGGAGCUCUGUGUGGGACCGUAGUGUGCUGGAUGUGGGCCUGGCCAUGCAGCUGUUAGACUGCCACUACUCUGACGCUCACGUCCGCUCCAUGGCCGUACGCAAGCUAGAGACCCUGGGGGACGACGACGUCCUGAGGUACCUGCUGCAGCUGGUCCAGGCUGUGAAGUUUGAGCCGUACCAUGACAGUGCCCUGGCCAGGUUCCUAUUGAAGAGAGCUCUCAGGAGUAAGAGGAUAGGUCAUUUCCUUUUCUGGUUCCUGAGGAGUGAGAUCGCCCAGUCCAUGCACUACCAGCAGAGGUACGCUGUGCUGCUGGAAGCCUACCUCCGAGGCUGUGGAGAGGACAUGCUGCAGGAUUUCAGACGCCAGGUGGAGAUGACAGAAGCCCUGCAGAAAGUCACCAGGGAGAUCAAGGCCAUGUCUGCUGAGAAAUAUGAUGUUUCUGCACAAGUUGUGUUCCAGCUGCGUCAGAAGCUGGAGAACCUGCAGACAUCUGGGCUGCCAGAGAGCUUCAGAGUGCCCUAUGACCCGGGUCUACGGGCUGGUGCUCUGGUGAUAGAGCAGUGUAAGGUGAUGGCCUCUAAGAAGAGACCGCUGUGGCUGCAAUUUAAGAGGGCUGACCCCACCACGCUGUCCAGUGACACCAUCGGGGUCAUCUUUAAGGACGGGGAUGACCUCAGGCAGGACAUGCUCAUUCUACAGAUUCUGCUGAUCAUGGAGUCCAUAUGGGAGGAAGAGUCUUUGGACUUGUCCUUAUUGCCCUACGGUUGUAUCUCUACUGGGAAUAAAAUAGGGAUGAUUGAGAUAGUGAAAGAUGCCACCACUAUUGCCAACAUCCAGCAGAGCGUUGUGGGAAGCACAGGAGCGUUCAAGGACGAGAUCCUCAACCAAUGGCUGCGGGACAAGUGUGUGAGCGAGGAAAAGUUCCAGCAGGCGGUGGAGAGGUUUGUGUUCUCCUGUGGAGGGUACUGUGUGGCCACCUACGUGCUGGGGGUAGGAGACAGACACAACGACAACAUCAUGAUCACUGAAUCUGGUAACCUGUUCCACAUAGACUUUGGCCACAUACUGGGGAACUAUAAGAGUUUCCUGGGUAUCAGUAAGGAGAGGGUUCCCUUCGUCCUCACCCCUGACUUCCUCUAUGUCAUGGGCACAUCAGGGAAGAAGAGCAGCCCACAUUUCCAGAAGUUCCAGGAUGUGUGUGUGCGGGCCUACCUGGCUCUGAGGCAUCACACCAACCUCCUCGUCAUCCUGUUCUCCAUGAUGCUGAUGACGGGCAUGCCUCAGCUCACCAGCAAAGAAGACAUCGAGUACAUCCGCGAAGCGCUGACUGUGGGCCGGACGGAGGAGGAGGCACAACGCCACCUGCUGGACCAAAUAGAGAUCUGCAGGGACAAGGGCUGGACCGUGCAGUUCAACUGGUUCCUACACCUUGUGCUGGGCAUCAAGCAGGGGGUGGAUAAACGCUCAGCCUAGGGUGCUCCCCUUAUGGUGUCAAUGGCUUAGUGGGCUGGCAACACCAAAGGGAUGGGUUCAAAUCCCACAUGGGCCACAUAUGUGAUAAUUGUAAGCUACUUUAGGUAAGAUUACUAUGUUGAUUGGACUCCCAAAUAAGGAGAGGGAAAUAUAGUCAGAGACCAAAGUCUGGAUCUAAAAGUUUGUCAACCCUUCCUCAAUGAUGUAACCAGUUGUUCCAAUGCAUUGCCCAUUGACUGCACCAUGGACUGUAUACAGUAACAGUCUUAUUUUUGCACUUUCAAGAUCAAAGCCUGAUCUUACCAUAUGUUUAUGAGUUAUACAUAAAUAUUGACUCCUGUUCCUCUGCUAAUGCACUGCAUCUGAUUGUAUCAUCUGUUAAUAUAACAUCCGACUUGCAUGACUGAUGGUGGCAAUACCAUAAUAAACCUAAUCAUAGAGAAAUAUA